AUGGCCAUGACAGUCCUCAAGCACUACAGUUCAUGGGACAAGAAUGCAGCCGACUUUGGCUUCAAGCCCCCAACGUUCGAAAACCUUGUAAUGCGUGCGCUUGCUGUGGUUGAACCGGUUCUCUACGAGCGUUUCAUUGUGUGCCAAUCAAUGUCGAGCCUUGUCCAGUCAGGACAUCGUUUCUCCAACUACCAAUACGCGUCGUAUGCGGUCGAUGUGAAGUUCCAACCGUCACUUCGUCCAAUGGGCCGUUUUGCCGAGCAGAAGCGCUAUUUCAGUGGCAAGCAGGGGCUCUAUGGAUACAAGAUCGAAGCUGCAGUCUCACCUGAUGGUCGUUGUGUCGCCAUGUCCUGCUCGCUUCCUGGGUCGGUCCACGACUUCACGAUUCUCCACUCGCAACAAGCAAUCCACAAGGCCAUGCCCGAGAAGACUCCGGACGAGUCGUUGCGUCCUGACGAUGGGGAAUUGUCCACUCAGUAUCCUGAGAGUUGGGUCUGCUUGGUGGACAUGACAUACAUUGGCAUCGGGCACGUCCUGCGUAGAAUCCACCCAAAGCGGCGUCCAGCGAAUGGCAUGUUGGAUGCUGACGACUUGGAGCGGAACGAGCGGAUUUCGUCGGAUCGCGUGGUGGUCGAGAAUUUCUUUGGGCGUGUGUGUGCGUUGUGGAAGAUUUCGUAUGCUACGUUCUCAUGGUCGGAGAAGAACUACUAUGUCAUCCAACGAACGGCUUUUUCAUUGACGAACUUCCAUUUGUCUCUUAUGCCCCUCCGCAGCGAAGACGAGACGUUCUACGCGUAUGUCAUGGCGCGCUACGAAAGAAUGGCAACUGAGAAGAAACGCAAACGUGCGGAGUCUCAACGGCGAUAUCGAUUGAAUCGCCAAGAACGACUUGCAUUGGACCACAAUCGUGCAGGGCGUCUUCGUUUUAGCUAA
Molecule: messenger RNA, 933 nt
Organism: Aphanomyces invadans
Lineage: Eukaryota; Oomycota; Saprolegniomycetes; Saprolegniales; Verrucalvaceae
Exons: 2
Coding region: 1-933 (310 amino acids)
Source: RefSeq, a predicted model, not a curated record